Molecule: messenger RNA, 1699 nt
Organism: Chironomus riparius
Lineage: Eukaryota; Metazoa; Arthropoda; Insecta; Diptera; Chironomidae
Source: the annotation of a GenBank genome assembly
UAUGAUCAGUCUCUUAAAGUUAACUAAGCUGUAAAGAAUGAAAAAUAUUCUUUCGAUAUUCUUAUUGACCUUUAAUUGUUUCCUGCAAUCGCAAGCUCAAGAAUGUGGACAAGUAAAAUAUAGCACUGGCCUCAUAAUUAAUGGAACUGAUGUUAAACGAGGAGAGUUUCCUUUUUUGGUUGCAAUUAAGACAGUAGAAGAACAAAAGUAUAUUUGUGGAGGUAGUUUAAUAACAAAAUCGCAUGCACUGACGGCAAGUCAUUGUAUACAUCAGAAAUAUAGAAGUACAAGAUUUAAUCCUGAAGAUCUAACUGCCUUAAUUGGAAAAUAUGAUCUUCGACUUAAAGAUGAAAGCUAUGCAACAGAAAUGAAAAUCAAUGAGAUCAUCGUUCAUGAAGAUUGGAAGCCACAAGAAGAUAGAUAUGAUGCUGAUAUAGCUCUUUUAGUUUUUGAAGAGGAUGUCCAGUUUAAUAAUUUUAUUAACAUUGUGUGCUUACCAAAAUACUACAGAUCAAAUUCAUUACAAUCAGGGGAAGUAGUUGGUUGGGGUGUGUCAGAACGAACUAGUAUUUCAGAGAAUGAAGCUAUUCCGAGGAAAGUAAAAAUUGGCAAGCCUCCAUCGAAUGAAAAAUGUUAUCACGAAGAUUCAUAUUUUGCCCAAAUUUCUUCAGAACGAACAUACUGUGCGGGUGGAAAGUUAGCUGGACCAUGCUUUGGUGACAGUGGAGGUGGAUUUUAUGUCCACACAAGUUCCGGCUGGCAUAUUCAAGGACUUGUUUCCGCAACUGUUUUGACAAAUAAUUAUACAUGCGAUAGUGCAAAGUAUGCGCUGUAUACGAACGUUGCCAAAUUUUAUGACUGGAUAUGGAAGAAAACUACCAACUUUACGGACAUCCAGCUUCCGUGUUAUUUCAAUGUGUCAGAGAAAUUUAAAGACAAGCCAUACAUAUGCACUGCGCAAAUAAAAAUUAUAUCUGAUAAUUACAAAGUCAUAUCAACAAUUGGAGAUCAUUUGCAGGGCAAAUCCAAUAACGAUGUUGGUCUUUUGGAUCUUAAUAGUAGACACAGUAACAAAAUCAGAGACAUUCGUUACAUCCCAGAAGGAUUAGGCAAAUUGUUUCUUAAGUUGAAAAUACUCUACAUUCAGAAUUGUAAGCUUAAGUCACUGUCAAGGAAGAAUUUCGCCAAUAUGGAUAACUUAACCACAAUCAGCUUGACGAAGAACCAAAUCGAGCAUAUUGAUCCUGAUACAUUCUAUGAUGUUCCUAUGCUUUUUUCACUACGAAUUAAUGCAAACAAACUUAGUAGCUUAUCAAAUGAUUUGUUCAUACAUGCACCAAGACUUAAGUAUGUCAUAUUAAGCAACAACUUACUUGAAUUUUUCGAUAGCAUCAUUUUUGACAGCAACAGAGAUUUGAAAAGCUUAGAUCUGUCUUACAAUAAGCUAAAAAAUAUUUUCAUAGACUUUCCUGAUUUUAAAGGUCUUCAGUUGGUUGAUCUGAGAGGCAAUCAAUGCAUUGAUGACAUUUUUAUUGAUUCUAAAUCAUUGAAAGAUUUCCAAGAUUCCGUAAAAGUAAAUUGUGCUAGAAACUUGUGAUUAAUGGAUUUUUGUAAAAAUGAGGAGAAUUGAAAUAGUUGAAGGAAGUUAUUAAUGUAAAUUGUUGUGAAAAAGGUUGAAUAAAAAGUUUUCCAUGCUCUA